Molecule: messenger RNA, 1337 nt
Organism: Vitrella brassicaformis
Lineage: Eukaryota; Vitrellaceae
Source: the annotation of a GenBank genome assembly
CUGAGCUCGCAGGGCCUCCGGCCUUUUUUUCUCCUUAAUAUGACGGCUGCUCGGGCCACACCUGCCAGCAUCAUAUCCAGCUCGAGCAGCUCUGCAGAAUGAGUACAGAAUCGACCCCAGUCUCAGCCGACUCAGCCCAUCCGCCCCCGCCGUCUCAGGAGAGCGUCUCUGCAGUGCUGGGAGACGAUGUUUCGCCCUUGCAGCCAGCCGCUGGUCCUGUGCGGUGUUGCCCAUGCAACAAAGACCGGAACAGUACCACUGGAUCGAGGUGCAAGAGGAAGGGGAAGAAGCGGGGCUGCCCCUGUUUCGAGAAGGGCAAGAAGUGCACCAACUGCCGUUCCUGUGACCUAGGCAUAUGUGAGAAUCGAGAGCCCGAGGACAAUACCUUCACCGCCGAGGAAUCGAACUUUCCCUCUACUCAUCCUCGUGCCUUCCACUCGGAUGAGUCUUCGCUACGAUGCGGAUCCGCGGCGUAUGUCCCUCCCAAGUGUGCCAGCUGCCACAUCCGCCCGGCGUCCUCAAGCAAGGGCAUCUGCUACGCCUGCCUCAGCAAUGGUGCCGAGCCUCUCCACCGCCCGCCUCCCGCCAUACCCCUCGCUCCCCCUGCUGGCCCUCCGACGUCUUCAUUCGUCCAGGAGAGGAUUCAUGAGGCCUUCGGAGCCACCGAUUUCAAUCAACAGAGCAACCUCAUGGACACCGACUGGCAGCGCUGGCACGCCCGCCUCGGCCCGCUGCGAGGGUGCCUUUGGGAUCCGCCGGGUGCUUCGGGGAAGCGGCUGGCCCGACUGCUUGCAACCGAGGGCCGUCGGUGGCGUGAGGAGCAGCUGCCGAGUGAGCGCGUCCUCAUCUGCGCUUGCACGAUUCUCUACCGGGCGCCAGAUGUCACUGGCGAGGACAUCGCCGAGACGGUGGAGCGGCGGAUGGACCAAUGGGAGAAGGGCGACUUCGAGCAGCUCGUACAGGAGGCUGAGCGCAACAACGCCUUCCUGGCCACCAGACCUGUCGGCAAGGACGACGCCAACGAGGCCACUCUGCGCCAAUUCCGUCGCCUCAUCGACAAGGGCAAGGUCAGGCAGGCCGUUCGGCUCCUGACCGAGCGGGAAGGGGGAGGCGCGCUGGACCCCAACGACCUGGCUGAGGCCGACCCUGCGGGCCGCACCGUUCGGGAGGUCCUCGAGUCGAAGCACCCUGCCCAGAGUGACCCUGACCCAUCCUGCUUCCUCGACCGGCCCCUCCCUCCCCUCACCCAGGUCGAGAUCACCGCCAACCACAUCGAGCGAGCGGCACGGGCAACGAAGGGAGGCGCCGGCCCUGUUGGUGGCGAGUCAUCGGUCUGA